Perca fluviatilis (European perch) is the source of this 5761-nucleotide messenger RNA. RefSeq names its product CCR4-NOT transcription complex, subunit 4b (gene cnot4b). The transcript is spliced from 13 exons. Gene Ontology annotation, biological process: protein ubiquitination. Bases 263 to 2518 code for a protein of 751 amino acids. NCBI's taxonomy places the organism in Eukaryota, Metazoa, Chordata, Actinopteri, Perciformes, Percidae. Gene Ontology annotation, molecular function: metal ion binding; RNA binding; ubiquitin-protein transferase activity. The record is from RefSeq and is a predicted model, not a curated record. Gene Ontology annotation, cellular component: CCR4-NOT complex.
UUCUCUCCUCCUUCCCGUGUAAGAUGGUGGUUUGUGCUGCCAGCAGGUAGCCAGCACCUUUACAAGCUGACAGAAAGGCCGGUUGGCUCCGUGACAACCGCUGACAACUGCUAGUGACGGCAGCUUGCUGUAACCGUGUCCCACACAGGCAUACUUGUCCCUCAACAUCCUGGAGAGGAAGCUGCAAUAACACAUAGGCAGGUGCAGCUCCCGUCCCCGUCCUGGACGUCGCCUGAUCCAGUAGUGUGUGUGUGAUCGUAGGAUGUCCCGGAACCCUGGGGUGAAGGACGACCUGAUGGAGUGCCCGCUGUGUAUGGAGCCGUUCGAGAUCGAUGACGUCAACUUCUUCCCCUGCACCUGUGGAUACCAGAUCUGUCGCUUCUGCUGGCAUCGAAUCAGGACGGACGAGAACGGCCUCUGUCCCGCCUGCCGAAAGCCGUACCCAGAAGACCCGGCGGUGUACAAGCCGCUGUCGCAGGAGGAGCUGCAGAGGAUAAAGACGGAGAAGAAGCAGAAGCAGAACGAGAAGAAGCAGAAGAUCACCGAGAACAGAAAGCAUCUGGCCAGCGUCCGGGUGGUGCAGAGAAACCUGGUGUUUGUGGUGGGGCUGUCCCAGAGGCUGGCUGACCCUGAGGUUCUGAGGAGGCCAGAAUAUUUUGGCAAGUUUGGGAAGAUUCACAAAGUGGUGAUCAACAACAGCACAUCGUACGCUGGCUCCCAGGGGCCCAGUGCCAGUGCCUAUGUCACAUAUAUACGUUCAGAAGACGCUCUCCGAGCAAUCCAGUGUGUCAACAACGUAGUGGUCGACGGCAGGACGCUGAAGGCUUCUUUAGGAACUACAAAAUACUGCAGUUACUUUUUAAAGAGCAUGCAGUGCCCCAAACCAGACUGCAUGUAUCUACACGAGCUGGGGGAUGAGGCUGCCAGUUUUACUAAAGAGGAGAUGCAGGCAGGAAAGCAUCAAGAGUAUGAGCAGAAACUACUGCAAGACCUGUACAAAAGCAACCCGACCUUCCUGCAGAGCCCAGCGGUGUCAGGGGACCGGCCGAAGGCCAAAGGCAACUCCUUACAGAGCUCCAGUAAAGAUGGCCUGUCGUCAGACCCCGGGAGGAGUCCUCCAUCAGAGGGCUCAGACUGUGAACACUUGACCCCUACGGGGCCCCAACCUGACCCGAGCCUGGACCCUGUACCGGCCCUCUGCCCUUUCUCCUCACAGCUUGCUAGCCCCAGCCACACACUGACAGACAUCAUCAGUAUAGGCAACGGUGACACCUCACAACUGCUCCGUGGAGGCAGUGAGUCCCCGUCGCCCCCCCCUGGCCUCAGUAAGCCCAGCCUGCUGCUGCCCAUCAGUGUCCCGGGCCACACAGCCCGCUCCCCGUUCGAGGCAGCUCCCGCGGAAUCCCAGUCCCUGUUCUCGGACAACAGUAACUUCAGGCAUCCCAACCCGCUGCCCAGCGGCCUGAGCGGCUUCCCCAGCUCCCCCCACAGCAACGCUGACUGGCCCACAGCGCCAGAGCCACAGAGCCUCUUCACCUCAGAUACCAUGCCAGUGUCGUCGUCCACAGACUGGCAGGCAGCGUUUGGCUUCGGCUCGUCCAAUCAGCAGCAGGAGGACGACCUGGGCUUCGACCCGUUCGACAUCACACGCCGAGCUCUGGCGGACCUCAUUGAGAAGGAGCUCUCUGUUGAAGACAGCUUCGGCUCCGCACACAGAACGCUGGGGCCCCUGGGAGGGCUCCCACCCUCUCAGCACUUCCCACAGCAUCAGCACCCUCGCAGGACGGACUAUAGCUCCUUCAGCUUCCCCUCCCACCCUCCAUCCUCGGCGUCCUCGGCAUCCUGUGGCUCCUGGAUGGCUUCCACCUCUUCACGCAGGAACUUUGUGCAUUUGAACCACGCAGUCAGUGUAACGGCUUUCCCAUCACACAGCAGCUUCUUGGACUUGACAGUGCUGCCAGGACAUCACAGUACUGGGCUUGGAGGAAUCCCCAUCACAGAAAGCAGCAGCUGUGGAGAGAGUCUAAAUGUGAAGGAGUGGCAGGACGGCCUCAGAGCGCUGUUACCCAACAUCAACAUCAACUUUGGAGGGCUGCCCAACUCCACAUCUUCCUCAUUGUCAUCAUCAUCAUCCUCCUCCUCCAGUGUCCAGCACGCGGGGGCCCCGGGGCUUCCUCACAGCCUCUGCUGGGACCGCACAGCCAGAUGGAUGGACCCAGCCAUAAUCACCGGGAUCCCAACCUCCGCUGGCAACGGUCUGGACUCUCUUCAGGACGACAACCCUCCACACUGGCUCAAGUCCCUGCAGACGCUCACAGAAAUGGACGCCCCGCCCAGCUCUGUCUCACAAAAUGGCUCCUUAGGGAGCCAGCCACCCCCCCACAGAGCCGGCUGGGCACAUUACCCGGCUCCUAGCAGCCAGUUCCACUCCCCGCCGCCAGGCUUCCAGACGGCCUUCAGACCCCCAACACAGACCCAGACAGACCUGCUACAGAGCGCCACCAUCGACCGCCACUAGGGACUCUCAACACACACACACACACACAUACACACACACACACACACACACACACACACACACACACACACACACACACACACACACACACACACACACACACACGUGUCGCCACCUGGAACCACACCAAAUAGGCAGAUACAGUAUAAAAAACUAAUAAGAUGAUGAUAAUAAUAAUAAUAAUAAUAACAAUAAUAAUAAUAUAAUGUUUUAAUUUCUUCCUCUGACCAGAUCAUCCACGCUUGUGUUUCGUGUCUCAGUUCGUGAUUGUUGGUAUGAGUAGGUCGAGGCCUGCUGCCCCAGCCACGCCUCCUAACAGACACCCAACCAGAGAGCAAAAAAGCAGCAGCCUUUACCGAAUCUGAAAAAGCUUUUAGCAUCGCAUGGUCCCUUCCAGUCAUGUACUGAAAGUGUGUUCGAGAGAUGCUUUGGAAUCAAAUCAAGCUGCGACAGAUGUGAUGAUUUGAAACGUGAUUGAACAGGUCUCCUGAUAAAUCUCUUCAAUCAGUCUUCACGACAGAAGCAAAUUUCACAACGAGCUGCAUCUGAGAAUCAGACCUUUUGCUUCUUUGAUCAGUAAAUUGAAGGUUCAGUAUGGUUAAGGUAUGGCAGGGAGCAAGGAGCCGCACCGCUUUGGUAUAUAGUAUAUCAACGACAAAAGAUCUGAGGGAGCGUAACACUAUUAUGAGCCCUACACGAUCUGCAAAGUCAACCUUUGAGAGCGGCCAGGCACGAUUUUAUAAGAACAGAAUCCGAUAUGUGACGGGGUUGGGGCUCGUGAGUCGUGAAAACACAGUUUUCGUCCACGCAAGUGAUGCGCACGCUGACGCUUUGAGCUACGCAAGUUUUCAUGUUGUUGUGUUAUGGAAUGUGUCGCCUAAAAAUCACAACGCAAGCUGCAGUGUGAGCAUGGCUGCCAAGUGUGCUAGAACAUGAAACAGUAAGUGAAAGUUGGACCUAUUUUGGGUUCCCUUCCGCUCAGAAUAACCACGGCUGACCACACUGUUGAACACGUCCGUAUGCGGCAUAUUCACAUCCCGUCCUCUCUUUCUCUCAUCUUCCUUCUGUGCAGAAAGCACAGCAGUAAACGUUCCUGCUACUGUGGUCAUGGAAACGCUCUUACUAGCUGACGUUUGUUACCCCCACCAGUGCGUAAGAGUGCACGUUCAGUAUGUUCACCGGGGUUUGUGCCGGCUCAGCCAGGCGUGGUCAUAUGUGUUCCAUGUUUCUGCCCUAACAGAUGAUUUAAGUGCACGUAUACAGUACAUUGAGAGCACAGUGUCACCUGAUCAAUUUGAAGUGAAGGCUCAUCCUGUUUAGACCCCUCCUACUUUCAAAAUAAAAGCUGGGUCAGUAAUCUCAGAGACACGGCAUCUCAUACUCAAGAGAGACCUGACUUUAUAUCAGUGGCUAGUACAUCACACCUAGAUCUCUGACUGAAGUGUCAAGUUUGUUUACAGGAGAAGACUUUGUGCAAUAAAACCGGUAUCUCUGGUUCUGCUGCAUCAAUGAACUGUCCACCAUUGGAUCUGACGGUAUUAUAGUAGCACUAAAUCAGUGGAGUUCUGUUUUAAUUCACAGGAUCAGGAAAACAGCGUAGACUUAUUAAUGAUCGGAAGAGUUGCAAUUUAUGUAUGCCUGUAUACUAGUCUCCACUACAGGGCGGGACCUACUUUAAAACGGACGCACCCACGCUUCUGUUCAUACUACAGAGUAGGGUUGGGCAUCAAGAACCGGUUCCAACUUGGAAUCGUUUCAGAAAUGACCAUUCCAAUGGAUUUUUUUUUUUUUUAUUGGAAUAGUUUGGAAAAAAUUUGUUUUGAAUCUGAUCAUCGGUCGUGUUGAAUGGCUUUAUUUCAUGUUGAAGAAGCCCGUUAAAAGUGUAAAUCACCAUUGAAUCCUCUUAUCUGUGAAAUAAGCAUGUGACCCCCAUAAACUAGAGAUGGUCCGAUACCAUUUUUUGCUUCCCUAUUCUGAUACCUGAACUUGCGUAUCGGCUGAUACCGAGUACCGAUCCGAUACCAGCGUGUCAUAUAUUUUAUGUUGUAACAACUGAAUACUACUAUCCCUGUAUGGACGUGACAUGAUUGCUAUCAUUGUUGUUGGCCUGGCUCAGGUUAAACUCUUUGUGAAAUAUGAACAAACAAUGAUAUAGCCAUAGAACUUUCUUUUAUUAUCCAGUUUGACAGGUCAUAACAGAAAAAGAACAUCAAUAAACCUCUUUUAAAGUAGAUUUUCUUCGGGUCCAAAUUACGUGGUAUCUGAUCGGUUCAUAAAGUCCAGUACAUUCCGAUACUGAUACCAGCAUUUUCAGGCAGCGUUGGAAGUAUUUUUUAUUCCCAAUACUGGUAUCGUAACAUCUCUAGUUUCAACUCCACCCCUCAAAGAAUCAGAAUCGAUAAGAGCCGGAAUCGAGAUUGGAAUCAGAAAUGUUGAAAUCCAAACGCUGCCCAACCCUACUACAGACGGCGUCUGGGUUGCGUGUGUCCCCCCCGCAGACAUGGAGAGAGCGUUUGGGUCUGUUCCGUAGACUGCAGGUGGUGUAUCGGCACGGCCGUUGCGCUGCCGAUAGAUAUCGAGCGCGUGUUGGCCAGACCUCUGUAUCAGAGGGUUGAAGCUGGACAUGUGAAGGAUGUGGUUCAGCACGGUCAGUGCCACUGUGUGGCGCUCCGUGCCUGGCCCGCCUCCAGACCCCUCGGCCAGUGCCCCAGCUCUCUAUGACAGCUUCAAGCCUCACCUGCCUGAGCGAUGAGACGUUAAGGGCACUCACUUGUGGUUUGUGCUUGUGUUAUGUGGACUUGUUGAGACAGGAAAGCUCCUAGUUUAGCCUUCGUUUGUUGAGUGUGUCAGCUUUUAGAUAUUUAAAUCGAAGUGAAGAGUUUUUUUAUUUGUAACAUUUUGAAAAAAAAACAAAUGUUUUGAUUGGACUGGGCUGCAGCAGGAAGCUCUCUCUCACAGGACUCUUUCCAUAUACGUUUUCAUUUCAGAAGAUUGGUUGAUUGUUUAGGCGCCGUGUGCUGGGAUAGUAGAGCUUCAACUCAUACCACCACGAGGUACACAUCACGUACCCCUGUAUCAUCCAAAUGCUACAAUCUGUGACGGUCCUGACAACUUGAAUAAGUCAACAGUAUUCUUGAGGAUUACAAGCUAACAUGUUUUCACAAUGUCCAAACGUCUAAAAAUGAAGCGCCGAGGUCUGGAGCACAAAACCAACUAAAUAUGAAAUAAAAGAGCAAAUAUCAA